Messenger RNA from Spirodela intermedia, 1595 nucleotides. NCBI's taxonomy places the organism in Eukaryota, Viridiplantae, Streptophyta, Magnoliopsida, Alismatales, Araceae. The record is from the annotation of a GenBank genome assembly.
AUGAUAACUGCGGAUCAAAUCCUCUCAGGCAUUCUCCUCUCCUUCCUUGCCAUUCCUCUCCUUCUCCUCCAGUCCCUGGGACGGAAGCCGAAGCUCAACUUGCCCCCAGGCCCCCCUGGGCUACCUUUCAUCGGCAACCUCCAUCAGCUCGGAAAGAUCCCCCACCGCUCCCUCCUCCGCCUGGCCGAUAAUUAUGGGCCUCUCAUGUACCUGAAGCUCGGCAGCGUCCCAACUGUCGUCGUCUCCAACGCCGAUAUGGCGGAGGAAAUCCAUAAGUCGCACGAUUCGGUCUUCUGCAGCAGGCCCAUCCGCGCCGUCACCAACCGUCUCUCGUACGGGGGCCACGGCGUUACCUUCGCCUCCUAUGGCGAGGGCUGGCGCCAGCUCCGCAAGAUCAGUGUGGCCGAGCUGUACACCACGAAGCGGAUCCAAUACUUGAGGGCCAUCCGAGAGGAAGAGGUUCGCGUUCUCAUCAAGACCAUCGCCGAGAUCUCGGCCGCGGAUCAGAUGCCCAACGUUAGCGAUAUGGCCCGCUGCCUCUUGAACAAUAUUAUCUGCCGGCAAGCUUUCGGCAGGCGCUGUUCGAAUGACGGCGAGUGCCGUAGGAACAAGUUCCACGACCAGCUGUGGGAGUCUUCCAAACUCUUGGGCGCGUUCUGUCCCUCAGACUUUUUCCCCUCAAUGGGAUUUCUCGACCGGCUCACCGGCUUCCACGGUCAUCUCGAGAAGGCUUUCAAUUUUUUCGACAACCUUCUCGAGGAAGAGAUCGAGGACCACCUGAAGUGCGACAACGAAGAUGACAGAGACUUCAUGGGCGUCCUCCUCCGCCUCCAGAAAGAUACCUCCCUCGGGUUUAGCCUUACCCGAGAACAAAUCAAGACUGUCCUCUUGGUAUGCUAGUUUUUACCAUUAAAGAAUCCAAAUCUUAUAUAGAUACUAAUUCGCUCCGUCGGUUGCGCUUACUGAUUCUUUGUCUCGUUUUGCAGGAGAUCUUCUUGGGUGGGUCAGACUCUACGGCUUCGGUCAUUGAGUUCGGAAUGCUGGAGCUGGCUUUGAACCCGCGGGUAAUGAACAAGGCGCAGGAGGAAGUACGGAGAAUUGUGGGGGGGGAGCACAUGGUGGGUGAGAGCGACCUUCAAAAACUCACCUACCUCAAACUCGUGGUGAAGGAGAUUCUCCGCCACCGCCCUCCAGGCCCGAUUCCGUCUCCCCAUGAGAGCAUGAAGGACGUAAAUGUUCGCGGCUAUGAUAUCCCCGCCAAGACGAGGGUGAUCACCAACAUAUGGGCUAUUAUGAGGGAUCCCCAGUUCUGGAAGGACCCGGAGGUCUUCUGGCCGGAACGCUUUGAGGACAACGAUCUCCAGUACAAGGGGCAGGAUUUCCAGUACAUACCCUUCUCGACCGGCCGGAGAAUCUGCCCUGGAAUGAACCUGGCAGUGACAGGCGUGGAACUCACCCUCGCAAACCUACUGCACUGCUUCAACUGGGAGCUCCCCGACGGCAUGAAGCCUGAGGAUGUCGACUUGAGCGAGACUGUCAGGUUCCUUUUCCAGCUUAAAACCCCUCUCCAGCUGAAGGCAACGCCCGCUUUCUAG